Molecule: messenger RNA, 849 nt
Organism: Adineta ricciae
Lineage: Eukaryota; Metazoa; Rotifera; Eurotatoria; Adinetida; Adinetidae
Source: the annotation of a GenBank genome assembly
AUGGUUUUCGAAAGUUUGUUUGGGACGAAAAAGGCGCCUGAACCUUCUUCUCCUCCGCCAGUACUUUCACAAGCAAAAGUAGAAACUGAUAUCGAAGACGAUCGCUACAUAAACGCAAAGAAAGAUUGUCGACCAACCGAAUUAGAAGAUUAUGGUUAUUACUUUUUCCCCGAAAGAUUUGGUAAAGAAUAUAAAAUCACAUUUCCUCAACGUAUCUUACAAUUAUCCAUCCCAUUCGAUUCGGCAACCCGUGAUCUAGCAAGAAAGAUCGAAUGCGAAAGAUACAUAAUCAAAUCGAUCGAGUCCAAUCCAUUGAUUAAAACUCUUGUGCAAGCACUUGCUGACCAUAACUGUCCGAUCGAUCUCUCACGUCACUUUAGUUGUGAACAUUGUGAUGCUGCUAUGCCGACUGGCAUGUUUGAUCCAGCCACAAAUCAAAUCGUUGUCUGCCAAAACCAGAUAUCUUCCUUCGACAAUUGUAUCAUCACCGGACUUGUACAAGCAUUUGAUUAUUGUCGUAACAAGUUCGAUGUACAUAAUCUACGGCAUUUUGCGUGUAGUCAAAUACGUGCAUUGAAUUUUACCGACUGCGGUUUGCUCAAAGGAUGUUAUGUGGAUUUACGGGUUAAACGUCGGUAUCAUGCAUGUUUAGAAAAAGAAGCUGUACAACGAUUGCGCAUGAUGCGUUCUGUCGAAGAAAAAGAAGCUAAGCAGAUAGUGAAAGAUGUUUUCCGACCAUGCCGACACGAUUUGGAACCAUUUGGACAAGAACCGAAACUUCAAUGGAAGAAUAACUAUAUUUACAAUGAUUACGAACGAUAUCGACGUUGGUCACAAACAACCUCAUAG